Molecule: messenger RNA, 4048 nt
Organism: Seriola dumerili (greater amberjack)
Lineage: Eukaryota; Metazoa; Chordata; Actinopteri; Carangiformes; Carangidae
Gene: ndor1
Product: NADPH dependent diflavin oxidoreductase 1
Exons: 15
Coding region: 24-1808 (594 amino acids)
Cellular component (GO): cytosol
Molecular function (GO): NADPH-hemoprotein reductase activity; flavin adenine dinucleotide binding; FMN binding
Source: RefSeq, a predicted model, not a curated record
UGGACGAACAGAGCAGCGUCAUAAUGUCACAGCCGCCUCUCCUCGUCCUGUACGGGAGCCAGACUGGCACUGCCCAGGACACGGCCCAGAGGAUCGCACGGCAGGCCAAGAGGAAGCGUCUGCAAGUUCAAGUGCUGCCUUUGGAUAACUACAACAUGGCCAACCUGAUCUCUGAGUCUCUGGUGGUUUUUGUGUGUGCCACCACAGGCCAAGGAGACCCUCCAGACAAUAUGAAGAACUUCUGGAGGUUUCUCUUCAGAAAAUCUUUACCUGUUGGGUCUCUGAGUCGCCUGGACUGUGCUGUACUGGGCCUUGGGGACUCCUCCUAUCCAAAGUUCAAUUUUGUGGCCAAGAAGCUUCACAAGCGCCUCCUGCAGCUGGGAGCCAGCGCACUGCUGCCUGUCGGGCUGGCAGACGACCAACAUGACCUGGGGUCAGAUGCUGUGAUUGACCCGUGGCUCGCUUCAUUUUGGGAGAAAGUAUUGACCCUGUACUCAUCUUUGGCUGAUGUGACACCACUGAGGGAAGAUGAACCACUUCCUCCAACAUACACGUUCCACUUCCUGGAUGAUGUGAAAGAGGAGACAGGUGACAGGCUGAGGAUAACCACAGACCAAACUGUCCCCUCCCAGUCUCAUCCCUUUCCUGCCAGACUGGUGUCCAACAGGAGAGUCACAGACCCGUCACACUUCCAGGAUGUGAGGCACAUCGAGUUCGACAUCACUGGAUCCAGCAUUCAGUUUGCAGCCGGUGACGUGGUGAUGAUGUGUCCUCGUAAUGCACCAGAAGACGUAGAACAAUUCUGCCAACUGCUGGGAUUAGAUCCAGAGGGAAGGUUCACUCUCAGGCCCACAGACAACACUGCAGUUCCAGCCAGGCUUCCUCAGCCCUGCUCUGUGCGCCACCUGGUGGAGAGUUACUUGGACAUCGGCGCUGUCCCCCGCCGCUCCUUCUUUGAGAUGCUGUCUACCUUCUCCAACAAUGAGCUGGAGCAAGAAAAGCUGGUUGAGUUCAGCUCAGCGGCAGGACAGUCCGAGCUGCACAGCUACUGCAACCGGCCCCGACGCACCGCACUGGAGGUUUUGGCAGAUUUCCCCCACACUACAGCACAACUCAAAGUGGACUAUCUCCUGGAUCUUUUCCCUGAGAUCCAGCCUCGCUCCUUCUCCAUCGCCUCCUCUCUCCAGGCUCACCCACACAGGCUUCAGAUCCUGGUAGCUGUUGUCCGGUACAAAACCAAGAUACAUAAACCACGAAGAGGCCUCUGCUCCACCUGGUUAGCCUCCCUGGACCCCGCUCAAGGGGAGGUGUAUGUGCCUCUGUGGGUGAAGAAGGGCACUCUGAAGUUCCCUAAAGACAGGGACACCCCUGUGAUAAUGGUUGGACCUGGAACAGGAGUGGCGCCAUUCAGGUCUGCUAUACAGGAGAGGAUUGCUGAAGGAAAAACCGCCAAUGUCCUGUUCUUCGGCUGCCGUUCAGAGUCCAGAGACUUCUACUUCAGGUCAGAGUGGGAGGAGAUGAUGAAGGCGGGACACCUGACCCUCUUCACUGCCUUCUCACGAGACCAGGAGGACAAGGUUUACGUGCAGCACCGUGUGAAGGAGAACGCUGAGCUGCUGUGGGACCUGAUCGCCAAUAAAAGUGCCUGUUUUUACAUCGCUGGCAACGCCAAACAGAUGCCAGCCAGUGUGAGUGACGCUCUGAAGGAGGCGUUCCAGCAGGAGGGAGGCAUGUCAGCCGACGAGGCUGAGCAAAUGUUUGAAGCCAUGGAGAGGACGGGCCGACUCCAGAGUGAGACCUGGUCCUGAUCACAUGAUCUCAGCCCACUGCUCCUAAGAGUUCACAUUCAGGGUCUGCUGCCAUGUUGAGGCAUGAUACAAUCCCUGCUGUGGAUUUAUUCAUGAACUAAUCUAAGUUAAAUGGUCCAAAUCCAGCUUCCUCUCAAUUUGAAUCACAGCUCAGGUGUUUGUCCUGAGGUGCUGCAGGUAACGUCUCCAACAGCCUCCUCACUGACAGACAGAAUACACUUGUUGGACCUGCUCACACUGUCAUACAUUCAUACAGCCUGCUGAGGUGGUUUCACUUAGUCAAAGAAAACAGUCACAGUGCCCCACACGUUACUUUAACAAACAGCUCAAACAUAACAACCCGAACCCAAGCUGAGGGAAUAGUUGCAUUUGGAAAAGUGCUCGUUCACUUUCCUGCCAAGACUGAGAGAAGAGGAUCAAUACUAGAGCUGAACAAUUCAUCGAAAUAUAAUUGAAAUAAGAUCAUGAUGAGAUAAGGCCAAGUGCAAUAUCCAAAUCACUUUUUAUUGAUAAAGGUAAAAUGUGUCACAUUGUUAGCACCAUAAGUGUUGUGUUGCUACAGACACGCCCCGCACUACAAAUCAUAUUCUCCCGAUGUACAGGGACAUGUUUGUUUGAUACAAGACCAACAAAAGUCACAUCAUCAUUUUUAAAUGUUUUAAGUGAAGAUGACCCAUGCUGGGGCGGCAUGGUGAUGCAGUGGGUAGCACUGUUGCCUUACAGCCAGAAGGUUCUGGGUUUGAACCCCAGGCUAGGGGCCUUUAAUGUUUGCGGGUUCUCCCUGUGCCUGCGUGGGUUCUCUUCAGGUACUCCAGCUUCCUCCCACAGUCUGAAGACGUGCACAUUACAUUACAAACAAAACUGCAACAUGUAGUUUUUAUUUGUUUGCCAAACCUCUGCAGUGAACAGUUGGAAACAGUUCAGCAGGUUUCUAACAUUUAAUUCAGCUGUAGCCAAAGUUGUGCUACUGUUUGCCAGCACAUAAACACCUGAGCAGGGACAGUGUCGGCGUCACACCCACGUGUUUAGAUGUAAUGAGUGAUUUAUGAAAGAGCAGUUCAUUAGUCUUAGUGGAGCCUAGAUCAUUGUGCAGUGAUUUGAACACAGUGAACAACUUUAAAUUUUGCCUUAUCUAACCGGGAACCUUACUACCUUGUCUCUGCUGCUUCACACCACAGUGGCUGCUGGCUCAGCUCCUCACUGCGGAGUGACAGUAAACUUUAUAGAAACAUAUUCCAUUUAGAAAAUGAGUAAAACUGAAAUAACACACUGUGUAUUCUUAAAAUAAAGAUUACUGUGUGUUCUAAUGAACUGCAGUGCCAUGAACAUGUGAUUUACUGUAUGUAACAGUAAAUAAACAGGUUAACUGGAUGGGUGAUGCAGGCAGCCAUUAACACACAAAAUACACUGCAACAGCACUACCUAGUGGUGUAUUUAAGAUACUGCCUGAUAUAAUCUUUGCUGAACAGGAGCCACAGAUUUGCUCGCACCAGACCAUGUAGACUGUAGCUGUAAACCUCUGAGUGAACUGAACUGAGCAAGGGUCUGUUCUGCUGCUCAUAAAAUCAACUCUUCAUUUAUGAAAGGUUAUUUCUUUUCCGAAAGUUACACAGUAGUUACACACUUUCAAGUUUAAAGUAAAAUCAUAAAUGAUCUCUUUCCACAGAGGGUCCAGGUGCAGUGAGGUUUACUAUGUCAGUUUUCAUUAAUGAUGUCAUUGGAGAAACAAUGUAAGAACUUCCCUCUGUUGCUCUGAUUGGACCUUUAAUUCAUCAUGAAUGAAGGAGAGCAGCACAGUUACAGUAGCUGUUCUUCUCUGACUGAAACACUGAACUUGCAAUGUUUUUUUUCUUCAGUAAAGAUCCAUUCUUAAUUUUAUUUACUUGUAAUUAAUUGUAAUCACUAUUAAAUUGUAUUUGUUAACGUGGCAUGUUUGGGAAAAUAAAUUACCCACUUGCAGUGGAGUGUAUGAUAUGCAAAAACAGAUUUUCACAUUUUCAGAUCAAAUUAAAGGUGAACCUGAUGAGAUGCUUUUAAAGGACAGUUUCACUCUGGGGGUGCAAGACUUAUAUAUACAGUGUCAAAACAGAAUUGUCUUCUAAAGUCAUUUUAAAUGUGCUCUGUAUGAAAUGAUGUGGGAGUUUCCUGUUUGAAUUCUGGUUUGUAUGUUAAAGUACUCAUUAAACACCGUCUCCACACUGAAGUGCUGCAGCACAGACUGUCUAGAGAGGAGAAUCAAA